Messenger RNA from Ostrea edulis (European flat oyster), 6956 nucleotides. Its product is annotated as organic cation transporter protein-like. The record is from RefSeq and is a predicted model, not a curated record. Lineage: Eukaryota; Metazoa; Mollusca; Bivalvia; Ostreida; Ostreidae. The transcript is spliced from 9 exons. The coding region runs from base 452 to 2119 and encodes 555 amino acids. Gene Ontology annotation, molecular function: transmembrane transporter activity. Gene Ontology annotation, biological process: transmembrane transport. Gene Ontology annotation, cellular component: membrane.
GGACAAUGUUUAUGCAUGUAAUUACUCACAGAGACUUUACGUCUUACUCGUUCAGUCAAAGGAUACCAUAAUCAUAAUAUUGACACUGUUGUUAAUCGACCGAUAUCGACCUUUGUUCCCUAUGAUAUUAUAAUUUCUAUCGCCCCACCAGCUUUAUCGCGCUAUAUUUAACUAACACUUCCACAGAUUAAGGUGUUCUCUUUUUAAGGUCGUUACUCCACAAUCCUCUUCUCGCAUUUGUAUCCGCGAUUCUUAUUUUAUCCAUUUCUGGAGAUAGCGAUAGGAACUGAACCGACUUGUUGACCCACGUGGUGGCAGCGAGAUUUAAAUACGAUAAUCGCCCAUUAACAUCAUUUCAGAUCAGGAUCGCAUUUAAUGGAAAGGGGAACGGAUUAUUUAAGCUACAUCCGAUAUCCGGUGAAGAAAAACUCUUCCAUUCUAUCAUCUUGCUAUGCAUUUUGACGAACUUCUGAAGGUACUAGGUGAAUUAGGACACUACCAGCGGACCCGCCUUUUUCUAAUAUGUCUCGUGUCGAUCGUGUGCGCUUUUCAUGCCAUGAAUAUGGUAUUUGUGGGUGCCAAUCCGAAGAAAAAAUGCCAGAUUCCGCACGUGAAUCUGUCGUCUGUUGGUGCUGGGAAUGUGACGUUUGAUCGUUGGACUUCUUUCCUGAGGAGAGCUGACGAAGAUGCGUGUGAAAUUUACAAUCCAGAACAAGUCCUUCAUUCCAUCUCUAACAGCAGUUAUACAUUCCAGGAGCUUGAAUCCUCACAAACAAAUGCUUCUUUUGGUAAAGUAGAAUGCUCUGACUGGGAAUUUUCUCGUGAUGUGUACGGGUCUACAAUUGUAACUCAGUUUCACCUAGUCUGUGAAUCAGCAUGGCUAAGAAGCACGUCCAAAACCCUGUACUUUUUCGGCCGGCUUCUCGGUGCCGUUGUAUUUGGCCAGCUGUCGGACAUAUUUGGUCGUCGGCCGAUGUUUUUUGCCGGGUUGCUGAUGUUGCUGAUCGUUGGCUGUGUUGCUGCAGCCUCUCCGUCCAUGUUUGUCUUCAUCCCGUUCUACAUUCUCCAGGGCGCCGCUCAGACAGGGCUCUUUCUAGUCGCUUACACCAUGUGCACUGAGCUCGUGGGACCGAGUUACCGAGUCUUGGCCGGAUUCCUAAUUCAGGGGUUCUACAGCAUCGGCUACAUGGCCUUAUCCGCAGUAGCCUACCUCAUCUACGACUGGCGUUACAUCGAAGUUGCCAUCACCGUGCCUGUAGUUCUGUUUGCUGCAUAUCUAUGCAUUCUUCCAGAGUCCAUUCGAUGGUUACUCUCCAAAGGUCGAGAUGAGGAGGCGAAAAAGGUUAUAUUGAAAGUAGCAGACUCCAAUAACGUGAUCAUCACAGAGAGCAUGCUAGAAGGGAUCGGACAGUCCAACGAAAAACAGAAAGAGGCAGCAAUUGACGACCGGAAGUACACGUUUCUCGACCUGUUUCGACCAUACCAGAUGUUGAUCCUGUCCCUUAAUGUGUGGUUUAACUGGUUAGUGAAUGCAAUGGUGUACUAUGGACUAGCACUGGGGACAGAUAACUUAGGAGGAGAUCCUUACAUUAAUUUCAUGAUCGCAGGGGCCGUGGAAAUCCCCGCAUAUAUCAUUUGUGUGUUAUGCCUUAAUCGACUGGGAAGAAAAAAGCCACUAACAAUUUCUAUGAUCUUUGGUGGAAUUAGCUGUGUGGCAUCAGCUUUUAUUCCGAAAGAUUUGGUGGCUUUGAAAGUUACCCUAGCAAUGUUCGGGAAGUUUGGCAUCACGGCAUCGUAUGCUAUUAUCUAUCUCAUGGCAGCUGAGGUGUUCCCAACAGUAGUCAGAAAUAUUGGUAUGGGUGUUUCUUCAAUGUCCGCCCGUAUAGGAGGGAUGUUGGCUCCUCAAAUCCUGGACCUCCAGGUCUUCUGGAACCCCCUUCCGCUUCUUGUGUUUGGUGUCCUGGCCGUCGUAGCCGGGCUCUUAGCACUGAUGCUUCCGGAAACCAACGGAAGACCUCUACCGCAGACUAUAGAUGACGUCACGCAUCCGGAUGAACUAAAACAUCGAGAUGACAUGACGUUAGAAAUAACACUGAGCGAAAAGAAAGAAUUUGACUGAUUGUCUAGCAAAGAUAUUAUAGUGGUUGUUUAUUACAACAGGAUUUGCUCAAUGCCUUUUCAGGAUUCCGGAGCUUACGACCUCCGCCAUAGAAGAUGUUGUGGAUUAGCAGUGUUUGUUUGUCUGUGUGUGUGUAUGUUAGUAGGCUUGUGUGAAAAAAGAAACAUUAUGUGGAUUUGAAAAGAAAAAAAAUAUAUGUUCAGAGGUACGUCUGAUGACUGUCUGCGAAUGAACUCUCUGUUUUAAGAGAUCCGAUGUUGGAUUAAGACUUCGUAGUAUUAAUGAAUGUAGCUGUAAUGGUGCGGGUUUAAACGUCGUGUAGAAAUUUUUAUGCCAUAUUUUUGUACCUGAUCUCUAUUUUUCAAUUUGUAGGGCAGUACGUAAGUCUAAUUAUACAUUUCCAUAUUCAAGUAAAGAUUCAUAUCAAGCCCUUCUUCGGGGAUCGUUAUCUCUAUUCUCAUUAUAAACAACCCCAGACAAGUUGAUUCAGGGUAUUCAGUUGUCAUACUUUAAAAUUUUAACACUAUCCAGAAUAAUAUAUUGUAUUGACCAUCAAUCUACUAGUUUGUGAAUGAAUUCAUUAUCAAUUUAGAAAUAGUCUUGGAAGAAACAUGGCAAGUAUACUGUAGUUUAAUGAAAGGUGAAGAUAACGGACAGUGAUCAAUCUCAUAACUCCUACAAGCAAUACAAAAUAGAUAGUUGAGCAAACACGGAUCCCUGGACACAUCAGAGGUUGGAUCAAUUGCUUAGGAGAAGUAAGCAUCCACUGUCGACCGGUCACACCCGCCGUGAGCCCUAUAUCCUGAUCAGGUAAACGGAGUUAUCCGCAGUCAAAAUCAGUGUGCCAAGAACGGCUUAACAAUCUGUAUGAAACACGUCAGACAAUGUGAGUUAUUGCUCUUUAAACAUCCAUCUCAAACUUGUAUAUGUUGGUGUUGAUGAGGGCUAGAUAUAGUGCGGGCAUCCACGAAGAGGAAGAAGGACGCCUUAAGAUCCCCAGUUGGUCCAGGGCAAAGUGCCUGGUAUUUUGAUGUUUUAGGACAAUACUUUUCCAUGCACUUAAAUAGAUAUAACUAGAUUUUUAAAACACAUGAGGCUCUUUUUGAGCGAUGUAAAACGACCAACUGAACUGUAAUCAGUAUAUUUACUUACUGCAUGAGAAGGUGAAAAUAACGAACAGUUUAUAUAAAGAAUACAAAAUUAAGAGUAGGACAAACACGGACUCUCGGACACACCAGAGGUGGGAUCAGGUGCCUAGGAGGAGUAAGCAUCCCCUGAUGACCGGACACACCAGAGGUGGGAUCAGGUGCCUAGGAGAAGUAAGCAUCCCCUGAUGACCGGACACACCAGAGGUGGGAUCAGGUGCCUAGGAGAAGUAAGCAUCCCCUGAUGACCGGACACACCAGAGGUGGGAUCAGGUGCCUAGGAGAAGUAAGCAUCCCCUGAUGAUCUGUUACUCUAGAUAUUCGUAUUCUUGUGAAGCAAGAUCUAUUUUUUUCUUUCCUGACAUAAUCUAGAUUUUCAAAACUUUCUCGGCACGAAGAUGACUCGCACCAUUUUUGUGAAUGUGUAGCAUAGCAAUAUUACACAACAUGUCUUCCGUUGUUGUCCUUGGACACCACGUUCUCUAUCUUGGAACUAAAAUGAUCACUCAGAUGAGGAAGCUCCUGCCGGGAUUGUUCGUAGUAACAUGUACAAGUCAAUUUACAGUGUUCCAGCAUUUCCACACUUCACGAUCAAUCUUUCUAUCUCUUGCUCCAAUAUAUCAGGAAAUGGCAAAUCUCGUGCGUAUUCUAUUUUGAUUCUUUCACCAAUAUUAUCUGCACGUUUUUCCAAAUAACACGGGGUCAAGUAAAAUCCUACCAUCGACGACCGAAUAGUUUGUGGAAACUUGAAUUAUAAAUAAUUACUGCUCGACAACUUCAUCUACACCUCAAGCUUUUGAUAGGGAACCUGAUUUUCCUGAGCGAUUGUCAAAACCCUUCCAUGCAGAACAAGAAAUCUGUCAUCAACAUUUCCUCUAAUGUCUAUAAAUAUGGAUUUCAAGUUUUGUGCCUUAACGAAGUAGCAAUUCUCUGCUUCGAGAAGAAUAUUUAGAGGCCUAAUAUAACCAAGGAUAAACUUAAGAAGAUGAACUGAAACUAAUAAGCCUGACAAUAUGACUCUUACUUCAAAGUUUCCAAAGCAUUCACCAGUUGAGAGAUAUAAACACCAUGUGCAUGUGAUAAUGGAAUCUUGCUACAUAAAUAUGGGAAGUUGACGAUGGAGAAGCUGAAAUCACCCCGUUUGUCAGAAAGUUGUAAUGAUUAACGAAUUGCUAUUAAAUCCGUUUACCUGUACUUACAUAUUGAACCUCUAAAUACCUUAAAAUAAAAUUGUGUAUUGACUAUUGAACAGAAUAUUGUUAAAGAAUGGACAUAUCUCUAAUUUUAAUAAAUAUUUUAAACAAAUAACACCAAACACAAACAACAACACCCGUCUCUUAAAUGUCAUUAUGAAAAACCGGAUAUCAAGAUAUAUUGCUAUAAAAAAAAAAAACCCACUACAAAGUGACAUACAAAAAAAAAAAAAAAAAAAAGAGAGAGAAAAGAACAGCUUAACUCGACCCUAAGUAACAGACUAUCGUUAGCUAUGUGUCUGUUCUAGAGACGUCAAUUUGAUCUCCAUAAUCGAAAGCUGCGGCUAUGUCGACACGGGACUCUGAAGAAAAGGUGAAGGGAAUGAUCAGGGAUCGAUCUCCUAAAAGAAUAAAAAAGUUAAAGUAGGGCAAACACGCACCCCUGGGCAUACAAGAAGUAAGAUCGGAGUAUACAUCGCCUGUUGACCGGGUACACCCGCCGCGGACCCUUUGUCUCGCUGUCAAAAUCUGUGUGUAAAGAAAGGCCUCAAUUGGUAUGAAACACGUCAAACAGCAUUUGAUCCAUUGACAGGUUGUAUUGGUAAAUUUGUAUUGUUAUUUUAUUAUAACGACCAUAACAUUUGCGAAAUGCUGACUUUAAUGGAGGCUGUAACAUCACCGUCAGUGGUUUCUCUCAACUGUUAAAACACAGGCUGUACGCAGAACAACCUCGUGCGUGUGAAAUCAGUUUAGAGAUAUAAACACCAUAUGCAGGUGAUAAUGAAAUAUUGCUACAUAGAUAUGGGGAGUUGAAGAUGGAGAAACUUAAGUCAUAAAUCUGAGUUAUGUUCAAUAAAAUAUAUAAGUUUGGGGGCAGAUAUGAAAUAAUAUUUGGUGUCUUCAUUCGAGUUGAAUAGGAUAUAUAGAAUCGACAUAUGAAUGAAAAUAAUAAUUAUUAAUAGAUAAAACAUCGUCGAUAAAUCUAAAUGCUCAGUUCAAGCCAAAACAAGAUUUUUUUCCUUUCAUGUAUAGAAGCUUUUAAAUAAAGUCUGCCUCGUGAGAGCAUAAAAACAGGCCAGCUCAUAAAGGAAGAAAAUUCGUUGUUGGAAAACCUGAUCACCAAUUGUCAAUGAGGAACUCCAGCGUCUGUUUAAUAUCAACUUAGGAGUACUUGUGCGCAGAAUCAAAGUGGUGUUUAACGGAUUAAUUCUUUUAAUGACUGAUAACAAGAUAUGAAUAUUUCCCUUUUCUAUUUUAUUGAAUAAACAAGUUUCUAUAAUGUCAUAUUGUUUGCCUAAUUCUCUAUUUUGUAUUGCUUAUAGGAGUUAUGAGAUUGGGGAGUUAUAAGAUUGAUCACAGUGCGUUAUCUUAACCUUUCAUAGUGUAAGGUUUAAUUUAUCGUGAGGAAUGGUCGUAUAAAGUGUUGAAAAGUCAUAUGUUUUUAUGUUCUUUAUUUGAGAAAAAGUUUUGCAACUUCAAAUUUACUAAACGUUCUUUAGAAUUGGUUUUAGAAUCCACCUUUGAUUUACAACACUUCUAGUAUAUGUCGUGACACAGUACGUUUGAAGUUUCUCCUUCACAGCUACGCUACCAUGGAUCAACAUAUCAGCCGUGAAAAGUUUCUCUUGCUGAUAACACUGAUGCACAAGGGUAUCGAAUUAUGAUCUUUGCAACUGACACCAACUUGAAUCACCUGUGUGUAGCGGAUCAAGUGGAGAUGUGUGGUUCCAGGCUCUGGAAGACAAUGAUGAUGAUAGCCAGGAUGUCCUCCGUGUGAAAGACUAUGUCACCGAAACUUUGGUAGAAGACCAUAUGGCGAACUGGAACCACUACUAUAAUGUUGGACCGAGAAUUACAAAUGCGGUAGAAGGUUGUUAUCACAAAAUCAACAGUACCGUAAAUUCCUAAAUAUACGGGAUGAAUUUAUUAUCGUAUAAUUUCAGGAGAAAAAUUACUCGCGAAAAAAUAAUUCUCGCUUUUAUUUGUAUGUUGCUAAAACUCACGCCAAAACACUUGAUCAACAGAGCACCCAGUUCAGUAAAGAGUCUUCUUCAAGACAAUUGGUGUUAGUGCACAAAACAGUCAACAUCAUCGCUCCAUCCUAUCUGCAGGAACACAUAACACUCUUUGCUCCCUAGAGAACUCUGCGGGCCAGUGAUCAGAGCCCACAAGUGCCAUAUACCCCCUCAUCUGUGAUUAAAAACUCGAGCUUUUAGUGCGGCUGGCCCUAAACUGUGGAAUGCUCUAUCAUAUGAUAUCAGAACUCCUGCAAGUCUCUGUAUCUUUAAAUCUAAACUAAAGACUCAUCUGUUUACAAUUCAUUACAACUAGUCUGUGCAGAUGAAAUCUAAGUCAAGAUUACUAUGUUGUGCAAUGAUAACGGAUUCCUUAUCUUCACAUACUAGUCAUUUGUUCUUAUACGACUUAUUUUAUUGUUAUUUAAAUAUCGUUUAAAGCAAUAUGGAUUUUACGCUUUACAAAAUAAAUUCAUUAUUAUUA